Messenger RNA from Drosophila takahashii, 259 nucleotides. RefSeq lists its product as uncharacterized. The record is from RefSeq and is a predicted model, not a curated record. Lineage: Eukaryota; Metazoa; Arthropoda; Insecta; Diptera; Drosophilidae.
UAUAUGGACGCCAUCACAAUCUUGGGCUUGGUCUACUGGCUGAUCUGCAUGAUUUUGUUCGGGCCUUUGAUGUUCUUUGUCUGCGUGUACCUGCCUGAAGUUCCUGUGCGGUAUGUGAAGAGCCUGAGGCAGCAGACCUGAGUGCCUUUCACUAAAUAGCCAAGUCCGUAGUACAUAGACUAAGCAAGCCAUAGCUAAAAUGAUAUUGAUGUACAACCGAUCGAUUUGUAAUAAAAGUCUACUCCAAAUUGCAUUAAAA